Molecule: messenger RNA, 3003 nt
Organism: Macadamia integrifolia
Lineage: Eukaryota; Viridiplantae; Streptophyta; Magnoliopsida; Proteales; Proteaceae
Product: protein SHORT ROOT IN SALT MEDIUM 1-like
Exons: 13
Coding region: 13-2739 (908 amino acids)
Biological process (GO): regulation of DNA-templated transcription
Cellular component (GO): nucleus
Molecular function (GO): calcium ion binding
Source: RefSeq, a predicted model, not a curated record
GUUCCUUAUAUAAUGUGCAAUCUGUAUCUAUUUCUCCCUUCAUUUCAGGUGGUUCUGAUGAGCGGUAUCAGUAAAGAUGCCUUGGAGGAACUAUCUUCUGAUAAAAUUUCUGAUGACCGUAUACCACAUUUAAAUAACAUCUUGAGGUUUGCCAUUCUCAGACAAGACCGUUCCUUUAUGGCAAUUGGAGGCCCUUGGGAUGUUCUUGACGGUGAGGACCCAUCGGUUGAUGAGUCAUCCUUGAUUCAGACGGCUCUUAGAUGUGCAAAGGGAUUAACCCAACUUGAUUUACAUAACUGUCAUCGUUGGAAUCGUUUCCUUGAGAUACACUAUGAUAGAGUUGGCAAGGAUGGGCUGUUUAACCAUAAAGAGGUUACUGUAUUGUUUGUUCCUGAUCUAUCUGACUGCCUACCUUCCUUGGAAGAGUGGAGAGACCAAUGGAUGGCACACAAGAAGUCCGUAGCUGAGAGAGAGCGUCAGCUUGCUAUGAAAAAGGAGAAGGUCAAGAAGGCCAUUGCUGAGAAAGAGCGUCAGCUUGCUUUGCAAACAGAGAAAUAUGGUGAGAAGAAAGAAGCAGUUAAAGGGGAUCGAAGUCACAGUAAACCAGAUAAGAGCACUGAUUCCAACAAAAAUGCAAAUGCUGAAGGUAGUUUAGAAAAGGAGGGUAAAGAUAAAGCAUUACAUAUUGCACCCUCCGAAAAAGCAGUUGAUGUAAACAAAAUCGAAGAGGAUGCUGGUGAUGAAAUUGAAGAAAAUGCCACUGGGAGAGAAAUUGCAGGUGGCAAAAAACUUGAAGGAAAAGAUGGAGAAGCCAGUGGGGAAUGCAAGCAUGUUGAGGAGGAACAAGACAAAGGUUCUGUUGCCGAAGCAACCGAGGUUCAGAAACCUGGGAAGAAGAAAGUUAUGAGAAAGGUUGUCAAACCAAAGGCUGCUGAUAAGAAAGCUGGCAUGGAGGAUACAGUCAGCAAACAUAAUGAGAAGUUGGACGAGACAGAUUUUGGAGACAAGCAAGUUAAACCAGAAAACAGUGUUCAACAGGAUGAGACUUCUACUGAUCCCUCUGGCGUUAAAACUUUUACUAGAAAGAAAAUUAUAAAAAAAGUUACUGUUGGGAAGACCUCUCAGAGCGGAAACAAAGGUGGAACUUCUGGUGACCCCGAAGCUGAGGUAAAAGCUGAGAAAGAAGUGGACUGUCAAGAAGAUAAUGCAAAGGGUAAGGUAGAUCCUAAUGAUCCUUCCGCUGUGCAGGAAACUGGUGUGAAAACAGUUGUAAAAAGGAAAAUCAUUAAGAGGGUGCCUAAACGGAAGGCUACCAGCACUGGAGACAAGGGUGGUGAUGGGGAAAGCAAGAAAGAUGGAGAUAAGGAUGAAAAUAAAAUGAUCAAUAGAGGAAAUGAAACAGAGAAUGUGACUGAAUUAGUUUCAAAUAAAGACAAGCAGAUGGCUGAAGUAAACAAAUCAGAGAAGAAAAAGAGUCCCAAAAUAGUGACAAGUAAGAAGUCUCUAGAAGUGCGAGGUGAUGGUGUUGCAAAUUCUGGUGAGAGAGAAAUCAGGCCAGAAAAAGAGGGUAAAAAGGAGGACAGUGAAGUAGAUAAUAAGAAGCCUGGAGCUAAAGUGGCGGCUGGGGUCUCAAAGGAAAAGGUACCUAGUAAGGAUAGUCAUGAUGGCGAGAAGGAAAGGGCAAAAAAUGACAAGGAGAAAAGAAACAAAGAUGAAUCCAGGAGCAAGACAAGUAAAGAUUUGAAAGAAAAGGAAAAUCCUGAGGAACCUCCCCAGCAUCCUGGCAUGUUUCUAAAAACAAAAUGGAAUGAAGAGCCUAAGCUUCGAUCAUUGUCGCUUUCAUUGGACUCACUCUUGGAUUACAGUGACAAAGAUAUUGAAGAAUCAACUUUUGAGCUUUCAUUAUUUGCGGAGUCACUUUAUGAAAUGCUUCAGUACCAAAUGGGUUGUCGUCUUUUGGAUUUUCUUCAGAAACUGCGACAAAGAUUUGUGAAGAAAAUAAAUCAACGAAAAAGAUCACGUGAUGACAACCCUGAGAAAGAAAAUGCCAAGGAGAAGUCUUUGAGGAAGCAGUCUAAGACAACUGGUGAACCUUCUGUGGAGAAUGAAUCUGCAAAAGCUGAAGAGCCAGAUGCUCCUAAUCCAGAUGGUGAAGAAACAAUGGCCAUGGAAAGGGAUGCUACUGCAGAUGUGGCUGAGGACUCCAAGGUGGAGAAUGAAACAGAUGAUGAAGUAGAAGAAGAUCCAGAAGAAGAUGUGGAUGAAGAUGAGGAAAUGAAGGAUGCUAGCCACCAGGAUAACUCACCUACAGAGUCUGUUCUGCAGGCUGGUGAUGCAGAGAGGAUAGUUGAUGCAGAGGCUGAACCCAAGGAAUCAAGUGAUGUCAAGGAUGAAGUGGUGUGUGUAGAGGAACAGAAGACGGGGGAGAAAACUGUUGAGACAGAGGUUAGGUCUGAUAAGGAAAAAACAGAAAAAGAUAAAGAUGCAGGGAUGGAGACAGAUAAGAAUGCAAAUCCAGUUGUCCAUAAAGAAUUGUUGCAGGCUUUCAGAUUUUUUGAUCGAAAUCGGGUGGGCUAUCUCAAGGUUGAGGAUCUGAGGUUGGUUUUUCAUAACUUGGGAAAGUUCCUUUCCCACAGGGAUGUAAAGGAACUUGUGCAGAGUGCACUUUUAGAGAGCAACACAGCGAGGGAUAAUCGCAUACUUUACAAUAAGUUGGCAAGUCUGUGGCUAAGAGGAUAAAGAUUCUUAUAUAUUUUCACUGUCAGCCCCCUACCUGCUCAAGGCCUGACUGGAGAAGAAGAGAUUCUUCAUUUAUACUGGAUAUAUAAAUUUUGUUUUCUCCCCUUAAAUUAUUAUUUAAUGCUCUCAUAUCUUUGUACUCUUUGAUUUGCACAAAAAUCAGUUUUAUUUGUCUUGGUCAGUAAUUGAAGUUUCAGCCAUUGUAUUGUAUGUUGCUUGCAAUUUAUCGAGCUUCAUGCCUUAAUCCAUCUGUUUUACAUUUUC